Molecule: messenger RNA, 9204 nt
Organism: Pecten maximus
Lineage: Eukaryota; Metazoa; Mollusca; Bivalvia; Pectinida; Pectinidae
Product: importin subunit alpha-7-like
Exons: 14
Coding region: 107-1723 (538 amino acids)
Biological process (GO): NLS-bearing protein import into nucleus
Cellular component (GO): cytoplasm; nucleus; nucleoplasm
Molecular function (GO): protein binding; nuclear import signal receptor activity
Source: RefSeq, a predicted model, not a curated record
AAUAACAUCUGACGGAAACGCAUGCUCGCUUCGUCUUUAUUUGUGAAUGUCGAAGUGGAAGGGAAGAAAGCAAGAAUCGGAACUGGGAACUGAAAUCUACACAUAAAUGCCAAUCGAAAUGUCUGCAGAUUCAUCUAGCCCUGCUAGCCAUAGAUUGAAGGCUUACAAAAACAAGGCUUUGGAUUCACAAGAGUUACGAAGGCGACGGGAAGAGGAAGGCAUUCAAAUUAGGAAACAAAAGAGAGAUCAACAGUUAUUCAAACGCCGAAAUGUUGCUAUGCCUACUGGAUCACCCGAAGAAGUGGCUGGAGAGUUCCAAGACAACUUCGUAUCCUCUACUCCAUAUAUGGGUGGAAUAACUCAAGAAAUGGUGCAAGUUUUAUAUAGUGACAAUUUACAAGAGCAAGAAGUUGCAACUCAGAAGUUCAGAAAACUGCUUUCAAGAGAACCAAACCCUCCAAUAGAUGAAGUGAUACAAACAGGAAUUGUACCGAAGUUUGUAGAAUUCUUACAGAAAGAUGGAAAUUGCACUUUGCAAUUUGAGGCUGCAUGGGCACUAACAAAUAUUGCCUCCGGUACAUCCAUACAGACACGAAUCGUCAUUGAAGCUGGUGCAGUUCCUAUAUUUAUCAGACUUUUAGCAUCAGAAAUAGAGGAUGUGCAAGAACAGGCUGUGUGGGCUCUUGGAAACAUUGCUGGUGACAGUCCAGAGUGUCGAGAUUAUGUUUUGGGAGAGGGAAUUCUUGUUCCCCUAUUACAGUUACUUAGCAAGAAAACAAGUUUAUCAAUGACAAGAAAUGCAGUGUGGUGUCUGUCCAAUUUAUGUAGAGGGAAAAAUCCACCUCCCGACUUCAGCAAGGUGUUACCAUCCCUGCCAGUAUUAGCAAAGCUCCUCUUCCACACAGACAAAGACGUCCUUUCAGAUGCCUGUUGGGCACUCUCAUACCUGUCAGAUGGUCCAAAUGAGAAAAUACAAGCUGUGAUAGAUUCUGGUGUAUGUCGGAGACUGGUAGAACUCCUCAUGCACAACCAUCAGAGUGUAGUAUCUGCUGCCCUGCGUGUAGUGGGAAACAUAGUGACGGGUGAUGACUACCAAACACAGGUGAUCUUGAGUUGUUCUGCACUGCCAUGUCUUCUACAUCUUCUCAGUAGUUCCAAAGAAUCAAUACGCAAAGAGGCCUGUUGGACAAUAUCAAAUAUAACCGCAGGAAACCGAGUACAAAUACAGUGUGUUAUAGAUUCAAAUAUAUUCCCAGUACUAAUAGAUAUAUUAGGAAAAGCAGAUUUCAAAACGAGGAAGGAAGCAGCAUGGGCGAUAACAAAUGCAACAUCUGGUGGUUCCCCUGAACAGAUCAGGUUUCUGGUGGAUCAAGGCUGCAUAUCCCCACUUUGUGAUCUUUUGACUGUGAUGGAUGCAAAGAUUGUGCAGGUGGCCUUGAAUGGUCUGGAAAACAUCUUGAAGCUUGGAGAACAGGAUGCAAAACUACACAAUGGCACAAACCCAUAUGCUGUUAUGAUUGAAGAAUGCUAUGGUUUGGACAAAAUAGAGUUUCUACAAAGCCAUCAAAACAGAGAAAUAUAUCAAAAAGCAUUCGACAUGAUAGAAAGAUAUUUCGGCACUGAAGAAGAAGACAAGACAGUAGCACCUCAAAUUGAUGAGAAUUCACAGCAGUUUCAAUUCAACCCUUCAGAAAACGUUGCCUUGGAUGGGUUUCAGUUCUAAAUUGGCUUCAAAUCUAAUUGCUUGAACAUCAGAAAAAGAGGAAAAUCUUUGCCAUUGCAGUUCAUUACUGCUGUGCCAUCAUGUGUUAUUCACAAGAGAACGAUAUAGAAGCUGAAGAAACACAUGAAGGUUUUGUUUCUGUUCCAGUUACAACAGGAAAAUAAACUUCAGUCAUAGAGUGAAUGUCGGUCAUUCUAUACUGAAUAUAAAGUAACAAACAAGGAUAGGAAACUAUCUAGCUUUGUAUCAACUGCUUGAAGGUCUAUUUUGUUGGAAAGAGUAAUAUGGCAGUUUCUUUUCAAAACAUUCACGUUAUAGUGGGCUUUACAACGGAAGAUGAAACAACUAGAAAUAUAUCAGCAGUUGAAUUGAAAUUGAAGUUCAUUCUGUUCAGAUUUCAGUUUAACAGCAUUGGAUGUGAAAUACUGGACAUAUAUGAAUGAUGGAUGGUCAUGGAAGUGUUACCCGAUAGAUAUGUUUAUAGUAGCUAGCAUUCCCCCCAAUACUAACCAGCUCCUAUCACUUUUAGUCAACUCUCUUCUUAACGACAAAUUAGUGAUGUCUAUAAAGUGCUGUAAUGUUACAAAUACAAUGAAAAUAUAUACAGAUAUCUGGAAGAUAUCUAGCUUUGUUCUGAGGGAAAGGGUGGACGUUGUUUUUAACCUCAGCAGUAAUGGAUUUAUAAAUCUUAAAACUGUAAUUUUAUGUAUGAAGAUUUUUCAACACACUUACCUGAGGGAAAGGGACGCUGCUUUUUAUAAAUGAUGGUGGUAGAGGCUAGGGACUUAAUCUAGUUCUUAUUUAUACACCUCUCUCCCUAGUUAUAAUUGUGAUUGGUUAAUGGGCAUCUGAAAUGAUGUCCUGUCUCUCAGUUAUAUCGUUUUUGGAAAGGGUUUAGUCUGCAGACUUUGGAAGAGUACUGUGACGAGGACUUCUUCUAAUGAAUUCUGUCUUUAAAAGGAAUAUGGUAGGCUUCUGUAGAGAGUUAAAUGUUCCUGAAAUAUUAUUUGGGAAUAAAAAUAAAAAAAUGUAUGAAGUGUUAAUUAUCUUGAACUUCAAAGGUUAUUUUGAUUUUGGAACAGUGUGAGUUUUAUAUUAAAAUAUACUUGUUUAAAGUGUUAGAAUUUGCAAACAAACUUACUUUGUGUAUUGAAUAUGUGUAGCCUUGGUAAUAACUUGAACACUUGGGCUGGAGAUGCAUUUUUAAUUGGUACUUGUUGAAUUUUGUUAAAAAUGUUUAUGUAAUGUACUGGUACCAGCUAGCUAGUUCAAGAAAGAGGCUCAAUUCUUACUACUUUCAUUAUUUAACUACCAUGGAUUCUACUGGUCAUGGGCAUUUCUGGGUAAUAUGUGAACAGUUGAAAACAAAAGAUGAGAAUUCUGGUCUGAAAAUGAAUUGUGUGCAACACAAUAUUUUAGAAUUUUCAGCUGAUGUCAUUAGAUUUUUGAAGAAAAAAUGUAUUUAGCAGAGUUUUUUGUUUCUAUAAGUCUGAUUCUUCCAAACAAAUACACAAUAUCUAGUUUGGAAACACAGGAUUUCUAAACAAAUUAUACUUUAUUGUAGUAAAUGAAGUCUCCAAUAAUAAAUGUAUAUGGGUCUUCAGUAAAACAAUAUUUUUCAUUUUUUGUAUUCUGUAUAUUAAAGCUGUUAAUGUCAUUUCUCAUAUAAAGCAGCCCUAUUGUACUGCAUUGAAAUACAUUCAUUUUGCUUUGUUCAUAAGUUUUAAUACAGCAUAUGCCACUCAAAUAGAUGUUCCAAUAUUCUCAUGAACAGUACAACUUUCACAAGCUCAAUAUGAUGAAUUGUGACUCAUUGGAGAAGAGGACAUUUCUUGAAAUAUCAAAAUUCUGGAGUUAGGGAUUGUUUUUGAUGACUAAAAAUAUUGAUCAGCCUUUAGCUAUCAUAUGCAACUUAUUUAACAAUAAGCUAUUAUAUGGAAUGUUUCAAAAUAUUGGUGUCAGUUUGAUAUUUUUAGUGUUUACUGAAGAUCCCAUUUCAGAACUUCUUCAUUAACCAAACCUUAACUAAUAAUGACUGUAUGAAACCUCUUGUAGCUUAAGUAAGAGACACUUUUGUAAAAACAGUAAAUUCUAAAUGUCUAAAACAUAUCCUAGCGUUAGUCUAAAGAUCUCCAUGUUUCUCAAGUUUUCUGCUCUUUGCAUACCCAAUGUUCAUAUAGUUCACCAAGCUGGCUCAUUGUAAUGUAUAGAUUUUACUGGUAUAGUACUACAUCUGUAAUAUAAGGAAACAAUUUUGACAGUUCCACUUUAACCUUCACUCUUUAUUUCUCUGCUACAUAUAUGUGCUUCCGUAGUAUAGCUUCAAAAAUUUUUUGCUGAAAAUCUGGAAUUUGUUUUCUGCCAUUCAAUCUUUUAUUUUUGAUAUUAAAUAUUUUUGCUUGGUAAUCUUUGGAUAAUUCCUAUUCUGAAAUUACAUAAUACAAUUUAAAAAGUAAAUUUUGCACGAUAUAGCGGGAAAAAAUCUCACUGGCUUUUGCAUGAAGUUCUAUUAGAAUUACUUUAGCUAAAAGGACACACACUUGACAGUGUCUUGACUUGCUGGCAUCAUCGGUUCUUUUAUGAAAUAUUAUUUGUAUUUCAUUAUACAUUUUCAACUGUUUUAAAGUUUGGCUUAUUGACACCCAUCCUACGCAUGGGUGACAAAACCACAUCUGUUCCUCAUAUUCCUUCCAGAUAUCCAACUGAUUAAUUCUUGUAUCUUUACUUUUCAUUUUGCUUUGGUCAUUGAAUUGGAUGUACUUCGUUACCACUAGUACUGUGAAAACAAAUAGGGGUGUAUUUUAUAUUGCUAUUUGUGUUAUCAGUUAUAUGGAGAUUUGACAUUCUAGAUCAACUGAAUGUUCCUUAUUCAAUCUACAAAUCUUGUGUUAAGCCCUUGAAUUUGAAAUCCCCAAUUUUUUUUUUUUAUUAUAUUAUGGAAGACUAUGAAAGCCUGGGAAUCACAAGUUCAUAUCCUACUUCAUUGUUGUUUCUUCCAUAAGUUUGAAACCUUUGUAAAGUAUAUAUUAAAUACCAGGUAUUUGUCAAUGAAUGAAGUCUGAUAGACAAAUGGCUGGUUCUGAUCACAUGUUAGUUUUCCUUAUUCUGAUAUAUUCUUAAACAUUGAGUAAUGCUAUUUGUUAAAGGCAUAAAAAAAAGUUUUCAUAAAACGGUUUGAGAAUUUCUCAUCCCUUUAAAGUGUCAGGCUGUUGAAACAUAAUAUCAGAAGAUUUUGUUAAAUUCAGUCGGUACAGACUUAACAAGUUUGCAGACUUAACAAGUUUGCUGUAAACAUCACUCUUUUUCUAGAUCUAUACUGACAAUGUUAUUUUUCUUUCUCUGUGAUUAAGUAUAAAGGUUGCACUCGGAUUAGAUUGAAUAUAUUUAUACUGUACAUAUGCAGUAAGACAUGUUUAUAAUUUACCUAUGGGACUUUUAACAAUUUUCAGAAAACCUAAUUAGUGAGGUACAUUUGAUGAUUGGAAAUAUUUCAUUAAAAUGGUUUAUUUUUGGGGAGUCUUUUCUUGUUCAAAUCUACAGAUGUAAUUAAAAACAUAAUUUUAAAUUAACAUUGAUAUUGCCUAAUUGAAACUUUGUUUUCACUUUAAUUAGUACAAUUCAUGAAUCAUUGUGUAAUCAUGAGGGCUAAGGUGUUCCCUACCGCCACUUAAACAUAAUCCUAUAUGUAUAUAUAUUUACAAUGUAGGUCUGUUUAUGAAGUUAUUAUUCAGAUAGUUGUCAUUCUUGUUUAUUGGUAGGUGUCCAUGUGCAGUAUGGCAGUGUAUACAUAAUAUGACUCCCUUCAGGAGGGUACACAGUACACAACAAAGAUGAUCGAUGAUUCAAUAUUACACCAUUUUACAAUUUUACAAAGCUGGACCAUUUUCACUUUUACUUAUUAUGUACAUUUCUUUAUUAAGAAGAAAGUUUUAUUUAAAAGAAAAGAAAAAAAAAAGGUAUUAAGAGAUAUGUAAUCACCUGGUGUUAGCUUAUGGUUGAAGAAAAGAUAAUAUAUGAAAUCACCAGGUGUAAUUUAAUGGUAAGAAACUAUUAUUGUGAGUUUCCGCAAGCCAUUGUUAUACCUAUGUUUACUUACAAAUGAAAAGUAAGACAAAUUCAAUGGUCUAAUCCAGAGUCUGUCCCAUAAAUAAGAAUUGUUUGCUGAGGAGGUUAAUAGUGUGGAUCCUUCAGUUUUUGAUUGUAUAGGAUAUGGUGGGAGACAGUAAAUGGGAAAAUAACAGAUGUAUGUUCUAGCUACUGCAAGGGACAAAAAACAUGCAUACAAAUUAAAUAAGAAAUACUGCAUAAAACCUGCAAAAACAGUAAUAAUAAAUGUACAAUAAUCAGGCUGGGGUUUUACCCAAGACAUCUUAGUUACAGAAAUGAUACAAAACAGGCACUAAACAUAAACAUUAGUAAACAGAAAUCUUAACCAUUCUGAUCAUGACUACACCAAAUAUUCAGUGCAUAACAGUUAACAGUUAAUGAUUAAUAUAUAGUGUAUUUGGUAUGCUUGGUUUUUCAAGGUUUGUGAUGAUUAUUGUACCCUUUGAAUUUUUACAAAUCUUGCAUUAUUUAGAUUUCCACAGGAAAUUCAAAUCAAGAAACUUAGAUGUCAAAAUGUCUAUUUUACAGCUAGUUUUAGACCCAAUUAAGACAUUGCCUUCCUACUAUGUUGUGUUGUCAUUGUAUGCAAUUUUUUGCUUCUCGUAAUAUACAAAGCAUAAACAUGUAUGUGAAGGUUUCUAAUGGAUAUUGCUGUUAUCCUGUAUGCUGGGAAAAAACAAAAAUGCUAGAAUUGUGAAAAUUGGUGGAAUAUGUUUUUUGUCAAUUUCAAAAACAAAACAUAUUUUUUUUACUGUGACUGGAAAAUUAUGUUAUGUUAGACAGACAGCUGUAAUAAGAUGCCUUUUUUAUAUUGUGUGUUUGUAUCCUGUGAUCCUGAUACAUUUGCUGUUUUUCUUUUUAACUCCAAAGUGAUUGUUACCUCUGUUUCAGUACAAUUUCAUUUUUGUUAAAUUUGUGAAAUGCAGGAAUUCGCAACCUAGUUGGCAUAUUAGAUGAAUAUUAACAUGACAUCAAGCCCUAGAAUUGUCAGUAUAGUCUACUGUAGGGCGUUUCCUUCUGAUACAGGUAAUCCCAGAGUACACAGUGGUUAUACCAUAUAGGCAGCACAGGGAACAUACCUUACACUUUUGAACUACACGGUCAUUGAUAUGUUACGUUACUGAAACACAUUCCAUACUUACCUGUCACAUUAUAUUUAUGUGAACUUCACUGAUAUUGCUAUAGUUAUGAAACUGUGACAGAAAUUUUGUGCUGAAAUUGAAAUCCGUAUGUAAAAUUUGGUCUGGAUAUUUUUUUUUUUUUUUUUCUUUUUUUUUUCUAGAUAAACCUGUUGAUUGAGAUUUUUUAGAUAGUUAAUAGAAAUAAAAUUUGAACAGUUUUACUUUUGGACAUUGUUUAAAUAAUGACUUGAAGUGAAAUGUGGAAAUAAUUCCAAUAUCGAUAAUUUUUUUUCCUGUUUCUUAAUUUUUCUGACUGAUUUUACAAUUAUUUUCAAAUAAUCUGUCCAGUUUAUUCUUGCCAAUCUACAAAACGUGUCCAAAUACAUACAUGCACAGAAUGUAUAAAUAUAAAUACACCAGACACUAAAACCAUAUUGUAUAUAUGUUAUUAAGUGUGUGAACAGAGCUUCAUGUACUUAAAUCACAGAAUAAGGAUGUUGCUCUUGUUACAUAUUAAACAAACCUCAGAAACCUCAGAACUAUGGGUAGAUAUUUAUGCAUUGUAUAUAUUCUCCUUUAAUAGUUCAAAACAUUGUGCUAGAUUUACUGUUUCACAUGUUCAAUGAUGUCAUGAAAGUGAUGUAAAGGCACAGUAUCAUUCCUCACCACUGGUUAUAUUCAGUGUUUGUAAAUAAGUAAAACACCAUAUUUCCUUUAAACUAACACUCUUAAAAAACUACUAUUCUUAUAUAUGAUAAUGAUUUGUGUUACUUGUGUUAUUUUCAAUGUGAUUAUAUUUCAUCUAUGUUGAAAAUUAAGAAUCAAUUUUGAUGAAAUAGUUCAGAAAUAUUAUGAAGACAUGGUUAGGGGUGCUGAGGAUGAUAUUUCACAGGAUGUAUAUACAUUUAUAUAUAGACUGGCUAGGGCUUCCCUGUCUGCUGAGGGAUGAUACUGUGAUACACAAAUUCUGUACCUUACACUUAUAUAUAUCAUAACCAGCCUGGUUGUCCACUCACAACUUUUUAUUACAUGACUAUUUUUAUACACAUUCUCAUAGAAGUGAAACAGGGUAGGGCUUAAUGAUAUUGUGCGAUUUAUUGAUGCACCUUUAAAUACUCUGUUAUUGAUAAUGAACAGAGUACAAUGUAUAAAGAAAAUAUCAGAGGAUGGAGAAUUCCUUUGAUUUUUAAGGGUUAGGUUGCUUUAAAAGCGAAGAUGGGUAUAUUGUUGUUCUAUGUACAUAUACCAAAUGCAAUACAUUUUGGCAGUCUAUUUGCAAUUAUCUGUUGACAGUGUUUGAAUAUUAACACUAAUGGCCAAGUGUUGCAGUGUGUAACUGAUCUCAUAUGUCUUUCAACUGAAAAAUAACAUAUUUGUGUACAAUUUGUUGUUUUUGUAUAAAAUUAUAUAUAACAAUGUUGUACCAAUUAAAAACUAGCAAAAUGUGAUGGAAAUUUUAAGGUAAACGUUUAAACGUUUUUCAAGAAAUCCCUUUCACUUGUUAAGGAGCAUUUUAUGAUGCAUAUACCUCCUGAAAUGUUUGUAUCUCUAAGAUCAUGAUUCUGUCAAAACUUAGGAAAAUCUAGAAGAUAAACGUUUUGAAGGAAAGCACCUUUCUUUAACUUCUUCAAAAAUAGUGUACAAGUUUGCUAUGAAACUAUUUUCUUCAAUAUCUUUAUAUAAGUCCUGUUGUUCAUAGACAUACAUUAAAAUUUCUAGUCAAAUGACAUUGUUCAUAACCUUUCAAAUUUUGAAACAAAAAAAUCUUCCAUAGUAAGCUUGUUACCGUCAUUUUGCCAUAUUGAAUUUGUAUGGCAUCUUACUGGAGCCGAACCUCCUCAUGCUGAUUGUAUUAUUUUGAAUUAAUGGUGCUACUUUAAUUCAGUACUAGAUUACAGUAAAAACCAAAAAAGUGUUGUGAUUUCCGACCCUUCUGUAUAAAACCGUUGAGAUCCUGGCCAAAGGAUUCAAAUUUCUAUUGAGGUUUGAUGUGGGUAACUAGGGGUAAAUUAACAAUUUUAAUGUUGAAUCCGACACGUGGGGUGUAUCAGAGUUCAAAUCUGAACUAGGGUUGGGACAUACAAAACACGUACAUGACUGUAUACCCAUAGUAACAUGAACAUGUUAACAACUUGCAAUGACAGGGAUACAUUAUAAUACAAGAUGCAAGAACAAAAAAGUCUCAUGCACAGAUACAUGCCAUAUAUGUUGUCAUUAUUGUGUGUGAUAAUUCAAUAAAACAUCAAAAGAAGA